UUCUCUGUAAACCGGAAGUGAAGACUGGGAAGAGCUCUUUUUCCACCACGGGCCGCUCCAGGACAGAAUGUUCUUGUUCUUACUUAAAGGACUCUGCUGAGACUCCCAGCAGCUGGGUUACUCAAGCCACAGCUCAGCAAACUGUUCUGCAAUGAAGACAGGUCUCCUUCCCCUGUGUGUGUGCCUGCUGCUGGCCUCUGGCUCAGGUGAGGCAGGCAAGCUGCUGGUGGUCCCCAUGGAUGGCAGUCACUGGUUUACCAUGAGCUCGGUGGUGGAGAAGCUCAUUGAGAGAGGGCAUGAGUUGGUUGUUGUCAUGCCAGAGGUGAGUUGGCAACUGGGACAGUCCCUGAAUUGUACAGUGAAGAGCUACAAGACGUCUCACACCCUGGAAGAUAUGGACCGUGAGUUCAAAGAUUUUGUCAGAUCUCAAUGGUACAUUCCGGUGAAAAACUUAUUUAACCUUAAGAAGGGUCCAUUGUACAAUUUUUUUGAACUCAUUUUUUCGCAUUGUAGGAGUUUGUUUAAUGACAAGAAGUUAGUGGAGUACUUAAAAGAAAGCUCUUUUGAUGCAGUGUUUCUGGAUCCUUUUGAUAUGUGUGGCUUAGUGGUUGCCAAAUAUUUAUCACUGCCAUCUGUGGUGUUCACCAGAGGAGUAUUUUGCCACUAUCUGGAAGUAGCUACGCAGUGUCCUCAUCCUCUUUCUUAUGUUCCUAGAGGUCUGUUAAGAUUUUCAGAUGUCAUGACCUUCAAGGAGAGAGUUUGGAACCAUAUCACUCAUUUUCAAGAGCGUUUAUUUUGCCACCAUUUUUUCAAAAGUAUUUUAGAACUUGCUUCUGAAGUUUUCCCAGAGCCUGUCACACUCUAUGACCUCUUCAGCCACACCUCAAUCUGGCUGUUAAGAACUGACUUUGUUUUAGAACAUCCCAAACCUGUGAUGCCCAACAUGGUCUAUGUGGGUGGUAUCAACUGCCAUGAAGGAAAACCUUUGUCGAAGGUGAGUCCUAGCUCCUUUAACAUUUUUUUUUUCAAGAAAGACUGCUGUUCAGCUGUUACUUGUGACUUACUAUCAUUGUUGGAAACUUAAAUGUGCUGUGUGAAUUCUUUGUAUGAUAUGUUAUCCAAUGUUGCAAGUCUUUUCUCAUUGAUUGACAUGUAUGUGUAGGCACUUCAUCUCAUAAUAAAUGAUCUCAGGUUGCAUUUUAUCUAUCUAUCUUUUUCUCUAAAACACUAUUUUAAAAAUUAUUUUCAUGAUAUGGUUCUAUAGCUCUGUGAUUUUUCUCCCACCUUUCUAGAUCCCCUCCCCCCAUAGAUUUUUCCUGUAUU
Molecule: messenger RNA, 1323 nt
Organism: Ochotona curzoniae (black-lipped pika)
Lineage: Eukaryota; Metazoa; Chordata; Mammalia; Lagomorpha; Ochotonidae
Product: UDP-glucuronosyltransferase 1A7-like
Exons: 2
Coding region: 152-1084 (310 amino acids)
Molecular function (GO): UDP-glycosyltransferase activity
Source: RefSeq, a predicted model, not a curated record